This is a messenger RNA of Rhea pennata, 2175 nucleotides long. It is a transcript of the gene TARS2, whose product is annotated as threonyl-tRNA synthetase 2, mitochondrial. Lineage: Eukaryota; Metazoa; Chordata; Aves; Rheiformes; Rheidae. Gene Ontology annotation, biological process: threonyl-tRNA aminoacylation. Gene Ontology annotation, cellular component: cytoplasm. The record is from RefSeq and is a predicted model, not a curated record. The transcript is spliced from 17 exons. Gene Ontology annotation, molecular function: threonine-tRNA ligase activity; ATP binding. Bases 19 to 2109 code for a protein of 696 amino acids.
GGGCGGCCGCGCUCCACCAUGCCGCUCGCCCGGCCCGGGCGGCUGCUCGCCGCGGCGGCCCCGCGGCGCUACCGGGCCGGCGGCCCCGCGCCCCACGUCGCCGAGCGCCUCCGCGUCUUCGAGCGGCUGAAGGCGGCGGCCGAGCAGCAGCAGCAGCAGCAGCCGGAGGCGGCGGCGGGGUCCGGGCGGCCCAUCUGCAUCUCCCUGCCCGGCGGCGCCCACCUGCCCGGCCGGGCGCUGCAGACCACCCCGCGCCAUGUGGCCGUGCAGCUCGGCGCCCGGGCGGCCCUGGUGGCCCGCGUGGACGGGGCCCUACACGACCUCGACCGGCCCCUGCGCGCCGACGCCGCCCUCGAGCUCCUCGACUUCGACGCCCCGGAGGGCCGGGAGGUUUUCUGGCGCUCGGGCGCCCGCGUCCUGGCGGCCGUGGCCGAGCAGUUUUACGGGGCCCCGUUGUGCGGCGCCGACGCCACCGACAGCGGCUUCUUCUGCGACGUCUACCUGGAGGGCAGGACGGUGCAGCGCGACGAGCUGCCGGCGCUGGAGGAAGCCUGCAGAGCCUUCGCCCGAGGCCGGCACCCCUUCGAGCGGCUGGAGGCGACGCGGGAGCAGCUGCUCGAGCUGUUCCGGCACAACGAGUUCAAGCUGCGGCAGAUCGAGGAGGAGGUGACGACGGAGACGGCCACCGUGUACCGGUGCGGGCCGCUGGUGGACCUCUGCGGCGGCCCCCACGUGCGGCACACGGGGCUCAUCCGAGCCCUGCGCGUCCUGACGAGCUCGGCCGCUUUCUGGAGGGGCGACCCGGCGCGGGAGUCGCUGCAGCGCGUCGCCGCCGUCGCCUUCCCCAGCGCCCAGCUCCUGGCCGAGUGGGAGCAAGCCCAGGAGGAGGCGGCGAGCCGGGACCACCGCCGCAUCGGCCGGGACCAGGAGCUGUUUUUCUUCCACAAGCUGAGUCCCGGGAGCUGCUUCUUCCUGCCCCGAGGCGCCCACGUCUACAACGCCCUGCUGGACUUCAUCAAGGCCGAGUACCGCCGGCGGGGCUUCGCCGAGGUGGUGACGCCCAACGUCUACAACGCGGAGCUGUGGGAGCGCUCGGGGCACUGGCGGCACUACGGCGAGCACAUGUUCUCCUUCCGCGCCGACGGCCAGACCCUCUCGCUCAAGCCCAUGAACUGCCCGGCCCACUGCCUCAUGUUCGCCCACCGGCCCCGCUCCUGGCGCGAGCUGCCGCUCCGGCUGGCCGACUUUGGCGUGCUGCACCGCAACGAGCCCUCGGGCACCCUGGCCGGGCUGACGCGGGCGCGCCGCUUCCAGCAGGACGAUGCCCACAUCUUCUGCACCCUGGCGCAGCUGGAAAGCGAGAUCGGCGGCUGCCUGGACUUCGUGCGCGCCGUCUACGCCGUGCUGGGCUUCAGCUUCCGCUUGGUCCUCUCCACCCGCCCGCUCCGCUUCCUGGGCGACGCCGGCACCUGGGACCGCGCCGAGCAGCAGCUGGAGAAGAGCCUCCGGGAUUUCGGGCAGCCCUGGGAGCUGAAUCCGGGCGACGGAGCCUUUUAUGGCCCCAAGAUCGACAUCCGGAUUAAGGACGCGCUGGGACGCUCCCACCAGUGCGCCACCAUCCAGCUGGAUUUCCAGAUGCCGGAGCGCUUCGGGCUCACGUACGCCAGCCCGGACGGCGGCGCGGCGGAGCGGCCGGUGCUGAUCCACCGGGCGGUGCUGGGCUCCGUGGAGCGGAUGCUGGCCAUCCUGGCCGAGAGCUACGGCGGCAAGUGGCCGCUCUGGCUCUCGCCCAUGCAGGCCAUGGUGAUCCCGCUGGGGCCCGAGGCCGAAGGCUACGCUCGCCGGGUGCUGGGCGCGCUGCGCAGCGAGGGCUUCGCCGCCGACCUGGACGCCGACGCCGGCGCCACGCUGAGCCGCAAGAUCCGGCGGGCUCAGCUGGCCCAGUACAACUUCCAACUGGUGGUGGGCGCCGCGGAGCAGGCACGCGGCACCGUCAGCGUCCGCACGCGGGAGAACCGGCGCCUGGGCGAGCGGGAGCUGCCGGAGGUGCUGCGGCGGCUGCGGGAGCUGCGGGACGCCCGGGUCGCCGACGCCGAGGAGCGUUUCUGAGCCGCGGCCGCCGCCGCCGCCGCCGCCGCCGUGCCGCCGCCGCGCAUUAAAGUGCUGGGAAGCGCC